Molecule: messenger RNA, 1245 nt
Organism: Anas platyrhynchos (mallard)
Lineage: Eukaryota; Metazoa; Chordata; Aves; Anseriformes; Anatidae
Gene: DECR2
Product: 2,4-dienoyl-CoA reductase 2
Biological process (GO): fatty acid catabolic process
Cellular component (GO): peroxisome
Molecular function (GO): 2,4-dienoyl-CoA reductase (NADPH) activity
Source: RefSeq, a predicted model, not a curated record
UCUCCCGGCAGGCCGCGGGGCGGGGGGGGCAGAGCGGGGCGGUGAGGGGCCGUGAGGGGCCGCCAUGGCGCAGGGCGCCGCCGCCUCCCGGCCGCCGGGGGACGUGGAGGCCGACGAGUGCCUGCGGGAGUACCGGCACCUCUGCAGCCCCGACAUCCUGGCGGGCCAGGUGGCCUUCAUCACCGGCGGCGGCUCCGGCAUCGGCUUCCGCAUCGCAGAGAUCUUCAUGAGACACGGCUGCCGCACUGUCAUCGCCAGCAGGAGCCUGCAGCGGGUGUCGGAGGCCUCAAAAAAGCUGGUGGCAGCCACGGGGCAGCAAUGCCUGCCCCUGGCCGUAGACGUCAGGCAGCCUCAAACCAUCGUGGCUGCGGUGGACGAGGCGCUGAGAGAGUUCAAGCGCAUCGACAUCCUGGUUAAUGGUGCUGCGGGGAACUUCCUGUGCCCAGCCAGCUCCCUGUCCUUCAAUGCCUUCAAAACCGUGAUGGAUAUCGACACGCUGGGCACCUUCAACACCUCCAAAGUCCUCUUCGAGAAAUAUUUCCGGGACCACGGCGGGGUCAUCAUUAACAUCACGGCCACCCUGGGCUACCGAGGGCAGGCUCUCCAGGUGCACGCCGGCACUGCCAAGGCCGCUAUAGACGCCAUGACCCGUCACCUUGCUGUGGAGUGGGGUCCCAAUAACAUCCGAGUCAACAGCCUGGCACCGGGCCCCAUCACGGGCACCGAGGGCUUCCGCCGCCUGGGUGGAAAAUUUGCUGAAGAAUCCAGGCGGUUUGACACCAUCCCCCUUCACCGCGCGGGGAACAAGACGGAGAUCGCCCACAGCGCCCUGUACCUGGCGAGCCCCCUCUCCUCCUACGUGACGGGCACCACCCUGGUGGUGGACGGCGGGAGCUGGCUCACCUCUGCCAACGACUUCCCCGCCUUGCUGGGUAUUGCUUCAUCCUCUGCUAAGCUCUAGAUUUCUGGGCUGCGGGAGCGAACCCAAAUCCCUGACGGACAGCCUGGGACCGACCCACGGACAGAACCAGACCCAAUGCUGCUGCCCCGCGACGUCUCGGGGUGGCAGUGAGCAGCGGGGGUGCUGCUGGGGGCACGGGCUCAGCCUCGGCGCUCCUGGGGGCACACUGGGAGCGAAUCCCAGCGGGUUUGGGGUCGCCCCGAGCCCCGUGGGGCUGUCCCGGAGCUGGGCUGCGAGCGGGUUGCUCCUUCCCCCAAGCCCCCAAUAAAGGAUUUCUCUGCGGA